AUGAGCGGAAUAAUUGAAGUACAGAGGGCUUUACUUGAAGAGUCAAAUGCAUUAGAGGAGGGAAUAAGUAGGCGGUUUCAGAGGAAUCCUAAACUCUUGCCCAAAAAUCUCAUACCAAAACAUGGGGAUUUACUCAUCGAUAGUAAUCAAAGCCAGAAGAGGAAGACAAAGAAGAGAAACAACAGAAAUUACUCCAAACGGCUUGUUUUGCUUCAGCAACAAGAAUUGAGACUUUUUCUGGACAGGUACAAAGACAUCUUGAAAAGCACCAGCCGUAUUAACAGUGGUGGUAAACAGAAUUUGGGACAAGUUGAAUUAGGGCUUUUAACAGAAAAGGACUCGUUUGACAAGUUUGAUGCAUUAUUGGCCAAAGUCCAUAAACCACAAGCAGUAGAUGAAGAAUAUGGUCAAGACAAUAUUAUGGCCCUGAAUCCACGCGAGGCAUACUCAAGUUUCUACACAAAUGACCCAUCAGAUAUACAAAUCAAGGAAAGAGGCAAACUGGCUAUGAGAAGAAGAGAGGUAAAGUACGUCAAGAAAAAAUGCAUUCUUAGCAAAGCAGCAUCCCACUUGCAGUUGGCACAGAACACUUUGGCGUUAGACCUUAAACCUUUUCAUACGACCUUUAACCAGCUAACGCAAAAGAAUAUAUCAUAUGUCGAGUAUUUGUAUACUUUUGCUACAACAGCAUCAUCAACAGACUAUGAUUCUGUUCAGUUUUUGGCAUACUUGGAGUCGCUUUCAGGAUACUUGUGGCGCAUUUAUUGCAACUUGAACCCACUCGAGAGUCAUGACAAUUUAUUGAAAUCGUUACAGGAGGAGUUCAGCAAGCGUAUAAGUGGAAUAAAUGAAGAAGCAAAUGAUGAUGAUAAAGCCGAUAGCUUAUAUUGCGAGGCAUGUGCAAAAAAGUUUUCAAACAAGGCAGUUUAUGAUGGACAUCUACUGGGAAAAAAACACAAAAAGAAUGCAGCAGGAGCAGGUGCAGGUGCAGGAGAAGGAAUAGGAGCAAAAGGAGAAAGAGAGGGUAACAUUUCUAAUGAAUCUUCCUCUACUGCUGCUAAUGUUGCUCAAGCAAAGACAAGUACCAACACUAAAGUUUUCCGAGGAAAACCAUGGUACUCAUUUUUAUUAUUGAAAUUGUUCAACAUGCUCAAGUCCGAGAUUGCAAUUGUUGAAAAGACAAUUGUGCUUUCAGAACGUGAAAGGUUAAUCGAACUAAAAAGAACUGAAGAUCUUGAAAAUGAAUUAACAGCUGUCGAGGAUUCUGACUUUUCAGGGUCUGAUAACGAUGGCAAUGGUGAUGACGAUAACGAUAAUUCUGGGUCCGACUCGGACCUGGAUCUGGAACUAUUCAAAAAUCUUCCUAUGGGUCCAGACGGCACACCAAUCCCGUUAUGGCUUUACAAAAUGCAAGGGUUACAUAAGGUUCACGUUUGCGAAAUCUGCGGCAACGCAACAUACCAAGGAAAAAAGGCAUUUACUAGACACUUUAACGGCACAAAACAUUUGUACGGGCUCCAAUGUUUGGGUAUCGAUGAAGAGCAUAGCAUGUAUUUCAAGAAUGUUACUUCGAUAGAUGAAGCUCGAAACUUGUGGUCCAAUUUAAAGAAAGAGAGCAGAACAAAGCUGAGUGAGGUGCAAAAUGCCAUAGAGGUUGAAGAUAAAAAUGGAAAUGUACUUAACGAGCACGACUAUAUAGAGUUGAAACGUCAAGGUUUAAUAUGA
Messenger RNA from Lodderomyces elongisporus, 1725 nucleotides. RefSeq names its product SF3a splicing factor complex subunit (gene sap61). The transcript has a single exon. The record is from RefSeq and is a predicted model, not a curated record. Gene Ontology annotation, biological process: mRNA splicing, via spliceosome. The coding region runs from base 1 to 1725 and encodes 574 amino acids. Gene Ontology annotation, molecular function: RNA binding; zinc ion binding. Gene Ontology annotation, cellular component: spliceosomal complex. NCBI's taxonomy places the organism in Eukaryota, Fungi, Ascomycota, Pichiomycetes, Serinales, Debaryomycetaceae.